Dissoconium aciculare CBS 342.82 is the source of this 3125-nucleotide messenger RNA. RefSeq lists its product as uncharacterized. Gene Ontology annotation, molecular function: protein binding. The record is from RefSeq and is a predicted model, not a curated record. The transcript is spliced from 2 exons. Lineage: Eukaryota; Fungi; Ascomycota; Dothideomycetes; Mycosphaerellales; Dissoconiaceae. The coding region runs from base 246 to 2693 and encodes 815 amino acids.
CACUCGCAGGACGACAAACUGAUUGGGAUCUUCCCCAUACAAAGGGCCUGCUCUGCACCCACCCGCACACGGAGACCUGCUGGCGACCCUCUCCAUAUACCCGUCUCUUUACAUGUAACUGCUGGCUCUGCACCACCUUUGGAUAGACCUUUAAGAUCAGGUCUCCUCCCAAAUCAGCCGCGGCGAACUCGUCUGAUCGGUUUUUGUCGGACUGACCGUAUUGAGCAAGAACAACCAUUUUCGUGAUGCAGGCCAUCACUUCUCACGCGCCCUCGGAGAUGCGCGGAAUUCUCCGACACAAACCAAACAUGCUACCAUCACACAUCAACCAUACCCGUCCUAAAUCCGACUUUUUCGAGACCGACUUCGAGGACGGAAGCGAUGACGACGAAUACUAUGAUGAGCCAGCAUUUGGAAAAGCGAGCUUCGAAUCGAAUGAUGACCGAAGGAGAAGUCAGACCACCGUCUCAUCCUACAACGAGGUUCCAACACCGGAUCCGGUCGUCACCGAAAAUGACCAGUUCCAGAUGAGAUUCACACCCGUGCAAGGCCCUUCUGGUCCUCACCUCUUCCGCUUCUCCUCCGCGUCCGCCGAGUUUGACUUCAAGAAUGCGCUACAGAUGUCGCCUAUUAUCGGACCGAAAUCCGACCCUUUCCCGCUUGAUGAUGAUACAUUUGUCCCGAAUGCAACGCCAAGCACAGCCACAUUUCUCGGUGGCCUGUCAUUUGAAGCUGCCUUCGAACAGACUGUAGAUGAGUUCCUAGAUGACCCUGAGGCUCACAUUAAGUCGUGGUCCACCCAAGAGGUCAUCGACUGGAUGUACGACACUGGUCUUGAUGCAAGUCUCAUCGAAAGCUUCGCGCAUCACGACAUCAACGGAACCGUCUUACUGGACUUGGAAUUUGAAGAUUUGAAGGAACUAGACAUUCAAUCAUUUGGCAAGCGCCAUCAGCUCUGGACUGCUAUCUGUUCACUCCGGGGUGACGACGACAAUGCUCGCCUUCUUCAGAACGCUAGCCACGACACAAGCAGACCCGGUAGCAAAGCCUCCAGACGAUCAGCGAGCCGUACCCGAAGCCGACAAAGCGGCGGAUCUCCCGUCGAGAGUGAGCCGCUAUCAGCGACUCGACCCGAGUCGGCAGGCGCCAGCGCCCGCCGAGGGCGCAUAGAGUCAGACGGCGUCGACAAUGUUCUCCCAGCGCAAGCAGUCUCGAUCGUCGCGAUCGAACAACUUCUCCCGAAGGCGCAUCAAUGCGCAAAGGGCGAGAACUGCUCGAAAUGGAGAAAGCAGCAAAGACAGCUCAAGCGGCUAAAAGAGGAAUAUGGGAUCACUAGGCUCCCAACAGAUACAGCUUACGACGGCCGCAUUGUCGUUUCGGGCAAUUGCGACAGCCCUGCGAGUAACGGAGAAGUUCACAUCACCAACCCACAUCUUUUACAGCCGUCAGUGCAGGAAUGCAUCGCCAACAUUCCAUUCCGCCCAACCUCCGAAGCCAUGCCAUCCGUGGUUGCGUCAUCGGGUCUGUUCGGCCUCGAUCAAACUCCAGAAUUUGCCAUUCACCAAGGCACGCUCGGCCAGCUAGGCAGCAGAGACCCGCAAGACAAUGUCAAGCAAUUCCUGAACUUUCAACACAUGAAUUCUCCGCUCGCACCACCAGUUGACGAUUUCCCGCUCACUUCGCCGACCCUGGAGAUGUUCCCGACGCACGUGCUUGCUCCCUUCCCAGCAGCACAGUCCUACAUUCCUGAACCGUCACCGGCCUCGCGUGACCAACCUCGUGCCCUACCUAAGUUGAACAUCCCUCGCUCCGCCAGUGCAGGACCACAGGUAUCUCAGCCUUUACAGUCGGCUGAGUCGCUCUCAUCGCAAGAUGAAUCACCGUCUCCCGUCGCCGCUUCCAUUUACCGUCUCGGCACACCUGCGUCUGAGAUGGACGUUCCGUAUAUCGCUGCGCCGAUGGUCGCGCCUGCUCGGGACGCCUCGCAGUCAGUACCACCGAACAUGCAGUUCAACCAACCAAAGCGCCUGAGCAAUUCCCGCACAAGCAAACAAGAUUGGCGCCGCCCCUCAAUGACUCUUCCCGCCCUUAAGGAAGGCGAGGUCCUACCCUCCCAAGAGCAACGUAAACCUAGCAAUGAGCUCGCCCGCUCCAAGUCGACAACACGGCGACGCACUUUAGACCCGGCCAAAGAUGAGCCCGAGACCAAGCACUUUGGCUAUGGACCGGAUUGUAGCCAUGCGGGAUGGAUGCGAAAGCGCAAGACCAAAAUGCUCCGUCACGAAUGGCAAGAGUCUCACUUCCGGCUCAAGGGCACUCAGUUGGCAAUGCACGAGAACGCUCGUCUGUCGUCGCAGGCUCGCGAGACCAUCGACGUCGAUAAGUACGCUGUCGCCUGUGCUACCGUCGCCUCAAACAGCAAGCUCAGCGCUGCCAUGAAGGUGUUCCACAUCAAGAUGGCGGACAGCGAGAAGAGCAAAGACAAAGACGACACCGCUUUCGCCUUCCAACUCGUGCCCAAUGCCGAGCGUAAGCUGUUGGCAGGUCCCAGCCUGGCUAAGACCCACCACUUUGCCGUCAACUCCAAAGACGAUCGCAUCGACUGGAUGCGUGAGCUCAUGCUCGCCAAAGCCCGUCAGCAAAAGGGCAACGGCUACGAAGUCCAGGUCAACGGCCAGGCUGUUGAGGCCUAACCGAACAUUUGGUCUUCUCGCUGUACGCAACAAUCACGAUGGCAUCCCCCAACUCAUCUUUCAGCGCAUUGCAUCAUAUUUUUUUUCUACUAGCCUGGUCUCCGAUACCACGGCUGCUACAUACCCGACUGCAAAGUCCCCACUUUUGUCACAUCUUUGGCGCCAUCACUAUACCCCUAUGCUUGAUCUUUUUUUGCAUUUAUAUCAUUUACGUAGCUAUCGGAAAGGAAGGGCACGGCAAAUGGACACAUGCCAUUUUCAUCAUCUAUCCUUGUUGGAAUUCACAGUUGAAUUGGGCGAUUAGCGAAUGCAGAAAAAGGACGAAAAACCUACAGCCCUGACUAGACGCCACCUCACGGUGGAACUCGGCUUGAUGCGAUUUGAGUUUGUACAUACAGACGAAUAAAAACAAGAUGAUCUUCUCCAUUUGCU